ACUUUCCAUUUACUAUAUAGAAGAUAUAUAUAUAGAUAUAUAUUCUCUCUACCGUUUUCCAUCUGCGUUUCUUCUGAAUCUCUGUCUCUCUCUCUCUCUCUUCCAUCUUUGUUUUCUUAUUUCAAAAAGGAACUCUUACCUCUCCUGUUAGGAACCCAGAACGAGGAAUCAAUUUAAAGCAAAGAGAAGUACAUGGAAAAGACGAGCCAAGAGAGCAGAUAAGAGGGUGACCCUGCUUUAGUUGGGUCCUGUACUCACUUUUCUUUUUCUUCUAUCUUGUUUAUCUCCUCUCAUACCAUCAAGGUGAAAAACCAUUGCUAUUAUCAUGAGUGGGCUGAUAUUGUCGUGAAGAUUGGUUUUGGUUUCUGGGGUUCCUGAGGCGAUUCGUUUUCGGGUUCUGGGUUUUGAGUAGCCAUGGCGGGUAGCAAUGAAGUCAACCUCAAUGAAUCCCAGAUGGUUGUUCCGCUCAAUACAUGGGUUCUCAUUUCCAACUUCAAGGUAGCUUACAAAUUUCUUCGCCGUCCGGAUGGAACCUUCAACCGGGACUUGGCAGAGUACCUUGACCGGAAAGUUCGGGCCAAUACCUUUCCGGUUGAUGGGGUUUUCUCCUUUGAUCAUGUUGAUCGAGCCACCAGCCUCCUCAAGAGGGUUUACAUGCUAGCUCCUCAGAAUGAGGUUCAGUGGGGGAUUGUAGAUCUAGAAAAGCCCUUGAGCACCACUGAGAUUGUCCCGGUGAUUAUCUUUUUCCACGGUGGAAGCUUCAGUCACUCCUCUUCCAACAGUGCCAUCUAUGACACCUUCUGCCGCCGUCUAGUUAACCUGUGCAAGGCUGUUGUGGUAUCUGUGGAUUAUCGGCGAUCACCUGAACACCGGUACCCCUGUGCUUAUGAUGAUGGUUGGGCUGCUCUUAAGUGGGUCAAGUCAAGAACUUGGCUUCAAAGCGGAAAGGAUUCUCAAGUUUAUGUUUACUUAGCGGGAGAUAGUUCUGGUGGUAACAUAGUUCAUCAUGUAGCUGUUAGAGCAGCUGAAGCAGAAGUUAAGGUUCUAGGAAACAUCCUUCUUCAUCCAAUGUUUGGAGGGCAGGACAGAACAGAAUCAGAGAAGAAACUAGACGGGAAAUACUUCGUUACAGUACAAGAUCGUGACUGGUAUUGGAGAGCUUUUCUUCCAGAAGGGGAAGACAGAGAUCAUCCUGCUUGUAACCCAUUUGGUCCCCGGGGCAAAAGCGUUGAAGGACUCAAGUUCCCAAAGAGUCUGGUCGUGGUGGCUGGAUUGGAUCUCAGUCAAGACUGGCAAUUGUCAUAUGUUGAUGGCCUAAAGAGAUCAGGUCAUGACGUGAAGCUACUUUUCCUAAAGCAGGCCACAGUUGGAUUCUACUUCUUGCCGAAUAACGAUCACUUCUAUUGCCUUAUGGAGAAGAUUAAAACCUUUGUCGAUCCCAACUGUUAAUAGUCUACGAUCUAACCUCAACUCCAAGCAGCAUACUAAACAGAAACUUUGACAUAUUUUCUCUUGGGUUCUUUUUUUCCCCCUUUUGCAGUGAUGGUGUGUAGUUAGCUUAUAAUCUUUGUGUAGUAUACUUCUUACUUACCCUCCUGAUUUGUGGUGGUCACGUUAGAGAAUGGAGAUCUUCACCUCUCGGGAGAAGGCCUUGGCUAAUGGUUUCCUAGGACAGGAACUGGUGUUCAUAAGAUUCUGAUGUAAAAAAAAAAGGCUCACCCCGAUCAAUUUCCAAUCCAGCGGGGUGAUUGGUGAAUUGGUCGUACGAAUCAGGUAAUUUAUAAGCACUAAUUUAAGAACAGAACAGGGCAAUUGGAAUGUAUCCACCUUGCUUUGAUCUUGUAUCUUGUGUUCUAUUGUAUAAAUAUAUAUAAUAUAAAUAUAAAGGUUUUUCGUUUGC
This is a messenger RNA of Rubroshorea leprosula, 1900 nucleotides long. Lineage: Eukaryota; Viridiplantae; Streptophyta; Magnoliopsida; Malvales; Dipterocarpaceae. The record is from the annotation of a GenBank genome assembly.